Scatophagus argus is the source of this 1814-nucleotide messenger RNA. RefSeq lists its product as uncharacterized. Lineage: Eukaryota; Metazoa; Chordata; Actinopteri; Scatophagidae. The record is from RefSeq and is a predicted model, not a curated record. Bases 326 to 1258 code for a protein of 310 amino acids. The transcript has 4 exons.
CAUAUGUCGACCUGAUGAGAGGAAAGGAGGGGAGAGGAAGAAGAGGAGAGGAGAGUCCCACAAACAAAUCAAUGUGCACGUCAGUGUGCUUUGGCAAGAUAACCACCAGAUCAAACACCAGUGCAAGACACAGAUUGCGACAUAGUUAUGUACUGUGGGGUGACUAAUUAAUAGCACAUAUGAUGUCACAAUCCCACUGUGGCUUUAUUUGUGAUGUCCAGGGACAGCCUGUCAGACACACACAGAGCAAGCAGUGUUGUGCAGUUCAAACUUAUCUGCAGAGGCUGUUAAUGCUCAAAACUCUGACUGACAUAUUCCUAUCAAGAUGGAGUACCUUUUAUGCCCCGUUGAGGAAGUAGCCCAUCUGCCUUCUAUCGCUCGAGACAUCUGCCCGUUCCCUAACUACAACCCCAAUCCUCUUUUUUCCAAAUUGCUGUCCACCAACUCUUCACUUCACCUGAGGAACCACUACACAUCAGUGCAGUCGUCCCUGACCCCCAAACAGCUGGAGGACUUCACUCAGAGCCUGAAGACCACUUUUGGCAAGGAGGGCAAUGUCACUCUUGGCGGGGUGGGGGUAGUGGCCCUGUCCCUGGCUGUGCUGUUUGACACCAUUUCCACAGAGGUCAGAGGAGAGUGGGUGCCAGAAUCAGGACCCAUUCCAGGUUUAUUUGUCAAGGACCUGAGGGGCUAUUACCCACCACAGGUCUACACGAUCAGCGAGUACCUGAGGCUGGUACCCCACAUUGCAAACAACCCCAGCAGGAUGAAAAAGGAGACAGAGAGGUACCUCAAGCAGUUAAAAAGUGAUGAUGAAUCUUUGGAGAAACUGGGAGAAAACCACACAUUACCAUUAAAAGAAGACAUCACUGCAUUCAAUUUACUUCUGAGUCACGUGUUUAUAAUCAGCUUACAGUUUCACCACCUUCGCAUUAAAAACACUGAGGAUGAAGGAAUGCACGUCCCGAACAGGCGCCCACCCACUGAUAUUAUUUUUACACUCAACUGUGACCCUGAGACAGCUAGCAAAGUCUUUUUGGCUGAGGUACAAAAAUCUGACAACCACACUCAAGAAGUUUUUAAAAGUUAUAUGUCAAAAGUAUCAAAGAUAUCAAAGACAUGGUUGCAUGAGUAUGCUAAGCUAGAAUUUUUCAAUGCUAUGAUCCACCUCUCCUGUGGAUUUAUUAAUGCUGAUUCAUUGAUUACUCAAAGAGAGGAUUUUGACCUGAAGGCCAAUGCACUCAAAAAAUGGGACUAGCUCACUGGCUAUUUUCCAAAUCCAGCUGAAACCAGGAUUUCAAGUUUAUGCUCAAAAGAAGACAGAACAUGAAGCUAUGAACGAAGCCAGAUAAGCUAUUGAUAAAAUAUGCAUAUACAUCAUGCGGGGAUGACCAGGCAACAUGGAACAAAAGAGUCAAAAUGUGAUCAUUCAUAUAGUUCUGAUAUUGUGUGAUGUAAUGUUGUUUUUUUUUGUUUGUUUGUUUUUACUUGAUUAUCUGCUUGUGUGACCAUUUUUUUUUUAAUUGAUUUUGAUUUUUUGAGUGAUAGUGUUGCAGAUCCAGUUAUUACCAUCUGGGUGUCAUUUUUAAUUAUUAGUUGUUUCAAAACACAGGAAAUGAUAUCUGUAUGUGAUAUAUGUAUGAACAUGUGUAUGGUACAUUUAAAGUGCUCUCACUGAAACACAUCUAUCCUCACUUAUUCCCUAACAUGACAAGGUAAAUGUCUGUAAUUUAGCUUGAUGACAUGAGUUAAAUUUUAUUUUCUAUUUAUAUAAAUAUAUAUACACAAAAAUAAAAUGACUCUCAGAAAUGGUA